Molecule: messenger RNA, 1548 nt
Organism: Penicillium cinerascens
Lineage: Eukaryota; Fungi; Ascomycota; Eurotiomycetes; Eurotiales; Aspergillaceae
Product: protein translocase subunit TIM50
Exons: 3
Coding region: 1-1548 (515 amino acids)
Molecular function (GO): phosphoprotein phosphatase activity
Source: RefSeq, a predicted model, not a curated record
AUGCUGAGCCGUGCCGUCCUGCCUCUUACGAGGCCUAACGUCCUCGCCUCCGCUGUCCGCGUGGGCUCCCUGUCCACCCAGCGACCCCGGUGGUACGCCAAGGGCAAGGAUAAUGCCCCGUAUAAGCUUCCCGAACACUUGCAGCCCAAGAAGGCCGCCGAAGAGCCCAAACAGAACCAACACGCAUCGGAACAGCCCGAGUUCGAUACCCAGGCCAAGCCGGAGACUGAAGCUUCCGAGUCUGCUCCUGAGCCGGAACAGAUCCCCAACAAACCUCUCCCCGAUCUCACUCAGGGUAUCCCGUCGACACUGGCUGCCGAACUCGAGGGCCGUACGAAGCAGGGCGGAGGAAAGCUGAACCUCACAGAGGACCCUGCCCAAUCCGAUGAGUACAGCGAAGCUGGCGGCCGUGGUGACAUCCCCAAGGGAGGAUAUGAAACAUCUUCGGAUCGCCGCAAGGCCCGCCUGUUCAACAUCACGUAUGCCGUGAUGCUGGCCGCCGGUGUUGCCGGUGUUGGUUACCUAGGUCGCAACUGGGAGACAGAAGAGGAGGAACGUGUUCACCCGGAGCAGCCCUCUGGCUGGGGUCUGGGUCUCUGGUACGCCCGAAUUAAAGCCCGCAUGGGUGAUCUCACCAGCUACUACAAGGAUCCUGCUUUCCCCAAGCUGCUUCCCGACGAGGACCCCAACAUCCGCCAGCCCUACACCCUAGUGCUCAGUCUGGAGGACCUUCUUGUCCACAGCGAGUGGACCCGUGAGCAUGGAUGGCGUGUGGCCAAGCGACCCGGUGUCGACUACUUCCUUCGCUAUCUUAACCAGUACUAUGAACUUGUUCUCUUCACCAGCGUGCCCAGCAUGAUGGCCGACCAGGUUCUCCGCAAGCUCGAUCCUUACCGUAUCAUUCGCUGGCCCUUGUUCCGCGAGGCUACUCGCUACAAAGAUGGAGAGUACAUCAAGGAUCUGGCCUACCUGAACCGUGACCUGUCCAAGGUUAUCCUCAUUGACACCAAGGAAGAGCAUGCCCGCCUGCAGCCUGAGAACGCCGUCAUCCUGGACAAGUGGACCGGCGAUCCCAAGGACAAGACGCUAGUCGCCCUCAUUCCCUUCCUGGAGUACAUGGCCGGCAUGGGCGUCGAGGACGUUCGUCCCGUGCUGAAGUCCUUCGAGGGUACUGCGAUCCCCGUCGAAUUCGCUAAGCGUGAGAAGGCGAUGCGCGAGCGCUUCGAGAAGGAGCUCGCCGAGGAGAAGAAAAAGAAGCCCUCUGUCUCCAUGGGUAGCUUGGCCAGCGCUCUGGGCUUGAAAUCGGGCAGCUCUAUGAGCGGUGAGAUGUCGUCUUCCGAGGGCCUGGCCCAAGGCAAGAUGCUCUGGGAUCAGAUCCGCGAGCGUGGCCAGAAGAACUACGAGCUGAUCGAGCGGGAGAUCCGCGAGAACGGUGAGAAGUGGCUUGCUGAGAUGGCCGCCGAGGAGGAGAAGGCCCGCCAGGAGCAGAUGGCGAACAUGAAGGGCUCGUUCACCGGCAUGUUCGGUGCUGGCGGCAAGCAGCAGUAA